This is a messenger RNA of Diuraphis noxia (Russian wheat aphid), 1182 nucleotides long. RefSeq names its product eukaryotic translation initiation factor 3 subunit G-like. Lineage: Eukaryota; Metazoa; Arthropoda; Insecta; Hemiptera; Aphididae. Gene Ontology annotation, cellular component: eukaryotic translation initiation factor 3 complex; cytoplasm. Gene Ontology annotation, molecular function: translation initiation factor activity; RNA binding. The record is from RefSeq and is a predicted model, not a curated record.
UUAUUAUAAAUUAACCUUCUCUACAACUUACUCUAGUCUACUCUUUUCUCCUUGCCACCGUGCUGAGGUUCAACGCUGUUGCCUGUUACGGUGGAUACAGACUGUUUAGUGCUUACGUUGAGUCUUGAGUAACGUCCUGAAAAACUUAUUUACAAAUUAGCGGAAACAGAACGAAUCUCGAAUACUUCACGAUUUUGUUUGUAUAGUCUUCCCGUGGGAAUCAACUAGGUGUAAAGAUGCAUAAUAAGGAUCUGAUAAAAUCCAGUUGGGCGGAUGAAGUUGAAGAGCAUUUGGAAAAAACCACAUUGCCACAACCAAAAGUUGAUGUACACGGAAAUACCAAAGUUAUAACUGAAUAUCGUUGGAAMAAGGAUGACAAAAAAGAAAAGGUAGUCCGUACGUAUAAAAUUGAAAAACGACUAGUGUCCAAAACUAUAGCUGAGCGCAAGACAUGGGCUAAAUUUGGAGAUUCACGUAACGAUAAACCAGGACCAAAUACUUCAACUACGAUUCCGUCCGAAGAAAUACAGAUGCAAUUCUUAUCCGGUAAGGAUGGCGACAAGGUCGAAGAAAACCCAUUAGACAAAUUAAAGAAUGUGAACAUGAAUAUAAAAUGCCGAAAUUGUGGYGGAGAACAUUGGUCGUUUUCAUGUCAUCUCAAAGGUACCGGUUUGGUAAUUGAAGAUAAGAAACUGGUUMAAGAAAAGAUACCGGAGCCUGAAAAAAAUACCAGUACCAACAGACCAUACAUUCCCCCAUCAGCAAGAGAAGGAGCCACAAACACAGCUGGUAAACGAGAUCCAUACUCACGUGGUUAUGAUGAGGUACCUGCUAUCCGCAUAGAAAAUCUUUCUGAAAGUACAUCUGAAGCUGAUUUAAGUGAAUUAGUGAACAAAUUUGGUCAAGUUGCUCGAAUUUUCUUGGCAUCUAAUAAGGUCACUGGUGCUUGUAAAGGAUAUGCAUUUGUUAAUUUCAAAUCCAAAAUGGAUGCUGAACGAGCAAUAAAAGGAUUACACGGAUAUGGAUAUGACCAUUUAAUAUUAAAUGUUGGUUGGUCUACAAACAAUUAUAGUAAGAGUAGUUACUAAUUGGAUAUAAAUUUACUGGGAAUAACAAUAUUCUUUGGAUACAUUAUUUUAUACAUAUUUUUCAGUCAAUAUCAAUUAAAAUAUAAAUAUAUAA